AUGUGUAUGAGUGAACUUCCCACUUGUCUCCACAUGACCACCCAAUCUCCCACCAAGCAGCUGCUGCAACUCUCCACACGUAACCCCAGCAACAGUGAAGAAGACUCUUAUGUCCACCUACUCUUUGUGGAUUUCACGUCUGCUUUUAACACCAUCAGACGACAGACUCUGGUUCAAAAACUCACAACACCUGGGCUGAGCUCCAGCCUCUGCAACUGGGUGCUGGACUUUUUAACAGCGAGGCCGCAGUCUGUGAGGAUCCACGACGUCUCCUCCUCCUCCAUCACCCUCAGCGCAGGUAUCCCUCAGGGCUGUGUGCUGAGCCCCAUCCUGACUGGGAAGUUUGCAGAUGACACAGCUGUAGUUGGACGCAUCACCAACAACGACGAGUCCUGCUACAGGCAGGAGAGUAAGGGUGCAGCCAUGCAUGCAGGCACUGCCUUUCUUUCAGGUCUCCUUAUCUUUGGGGCCUUAUGGACGGAGGUCCAGCCUGCUUCACCUGUGCCCUCCGUCCCUGACCGCGUCCAGGCACUGGUGGGCUCCUGUGUGGUGAUUCCCUGUUCCUUCACUCCUAGAACUACUAAUCUUCCCCGGAGGCAGAGGGAGAGGCUGGAUGUGCAGCUGAGAUUCAAAAAUGAUAGAACUUUCUUUGCUCUCCGGGGCAUUGCUUUUGACAGCCAGGACAAACAACAAGUGAGUAGGAAUUUCCAAGGGCGGACGUCCCUCUUUGGCCGAAUUACAGAUGGAGACUGCUCAGUGAAGAUUGACAGGAUCACACGGGAUGAAUCAAAAUUGUUUGAGAUUGCUCUGAAGAAAGGAGGCGAACUAGUCUGGGGGAAGCCGAUGAGGAUUAAUCUGGAUGUUAUUGACACCCCUGAGCCUCCCGUCAUCAGCGGCGCGCUGUCAGCCACAGAAGGACAGCUGGUCACGCUGAACUGCUCCGUCAGCUACCACUGCCCCUCCAGUCCCCCUGCCCUGCAGUGGAGGUGGGAGCACGGAGCCCGGCUGAACAGCACCGAUCUCCUGGAGGUGCAGGCCCUCGGCCCACACGCCCACAAGCUGAUGGCUUCUGUGUCCUUUACCGUGGCGCACCAGGUGAAGCCCAGGCUCGUGUGUGAGGUCAACUAUCCAGGAGCCCAAACAGUAGCCACCGCCAAAAAUCUGCAUGUGAAAUUUCCACCUAAAGAUGUGAAGAUUCAGGUUCAGACGUUGACGGUCCAUGAGGGAGGCAGUGCCUUACUGGUGUGCUCAUGCAAAGCGGACCCUCCAGCUUCAGAAUACCGCUGGUGGUACAGCCAGCACGGCCGCACCGUGCGCCUUCACCAGCGAACGCACACUGUGCGGGUGUUCAACGUGACACGAGAUAUGAGAGUCCACUGCUCAGCUCAGAACCUGGUUGGUCGAGGAGAGUCCAAGCCGACGUCGCUGAAUAUACAGUAUAAGCCAGCCAUCCUCCGGCUCUCCUCCGCCUGCGUUGUGGAGGAUUCGAAGUUGCUGUGCAACUGUUCAGUCGACUCCAACCCCAGAUCUGCAGUCACCUGGAGCGUAAACGGGACCUCUCCCCCCCACGAUUACAACGCGUCCGUGAAAUCAGAGCCCAACGCGCUCACAGCCUCGUUGAGAGGUCGCAUGGACAAACCGCUGACGGUGAUCUGCUUUGCCAUCAACUCACUUGGAAACGACUCCCUGGUUUUGCUGGAGGGAGAAGAAGAAACAGCCCUUUUGUUAUGGUUGGUUAUUCCUGCUGCAGCCGUCUGCCUGGCCUUCGCUUUUCUGUUCCUCCUCAUCUACUGCUGCAGGAAGAGAGCUGGAAGGCAGGUCCUGCAGAGACCUCCAAGCCUGUUUCCUGGAGGACUGGGAAUUUAUCAGGAGAGGAUGCCCCUUUACAUCAACUGCACAGAAGUGACUCAUGUUUACACCAAUGGCAGCUAUCAGCUCGUGUACCAGAACUGCACACCUCUUUUUGUUCAUACGAAGCAGAUUCGUCCAAUGGGCCGAAGAGGCGGGGAGAGAAGGAGAGGAGAAGAGGCUGGAUGGGCAGAGAGACGACCCACAAGAGAGGUGCAGGGGACUGCUGGUGCUGAUCCAGAAACAGCCGUCUAUGUAGAGAUCCUAUGAGUUCUCGUUGGCAUUAGAUGUCAGAAUCAUUGACAUUUGCUGAUUGGCCUGGCUGUCAAAGUAUUGUAUAUAGUAUAUAUUCAAGCGUAUUAUAUUUCUUAAUAGCAUGCUGUCUAUUGUCAUUACCCUUUCUGUGAGUCAAUGGUGGCCUAUCACCUGCAACAUUGCUUUUUUUCUGUAAAUGUUUUGAGAUAAUUAGGUUUCAGUCUCUCGUAUAUGACAGUCCUUACAACCCAAACACAAGCCAUCAGACACGAUGUCAUAUGAACACCAGCUGUUCAAGCAGCAUUUGCAUAAGCUUGCAAUUCAAUCCGUCGUUUUGUGGUUAAAGUUUCUCCAGAUGAAUCGAGAUCGAAACUAACACUCUUUCAAUUUGCAAUAUCUAUUGUAUCAGUUAUUACUCUUUUCUGUCAACAAACCAAAGACACUGGGGGGACCCUUGAAGGUCUGGAAUUAUUACUACUACUAUGACUAUUCAUUCUUCAUCCAUCCAAAAUGACAAAAUUAAGAUAUACUGUAUGGUAGCAUUGAAGGUAAUUUGUUGUAUGUCCUUGAACUAAUGUAGCUGAUCUACUGUGGAACUGGAAAUUCUGUACUAUUGUAUUUUUCUUGAUAGUGUUUAUUGAACUUUUUUUCUAUAUCUAUAUGGAAUCUUUUUUAGAUGUAUGGGCAUUUAUGGGUUCACUUCUUGCACUGCUUUAGAUAACAGUUUUGAACAGAUUGAUUUGAAAUGCAAAACACUGAUGAAGUUUAACUAUGACUCACCCACGGAUGUUGAGUACUGAAUAACAGAAUUUAAGAUGUGCCGUUUAUGAUCUAUUGAAAGAUUUAUUUCUAACAUCAAGCAGGAUUUGGUGUUUGUCUGCAUUUUUUGUCGUUAAAUGGAAUUUGAACACUUAUUUUUAAAUAUGAAAAUAA
Messenger RNA from Cololabis saira (Pacific saury), 3036 nucleotides. RefSeq names its product sialoadhesin (gene psg4). Lineage: Eukaryota; Metazoa; Chordata; Actinopteri; Beloniformes; Belonidae. The record is from RefSeq and is a predicted model, not a curated record. The transcript has 10 exons. Bases 1 to 2118 code for a protein of 705 amino acids.